GCUCUUUGCCCGAGGACAUUCCUUGAAAAUAAGAAUUUCGAGACUUCCCGUGCAAAGUUGCUGGGAAACACGCUGUUCGGGAAUGAGGACGUCCUGGGGCACACUCCAAUAUACAGAGAUUAAAGAGUUCCCGGCAAUUUGGUUUUUAAAUUGCCCUGCAAACGUGAAACCCUUGCUGAUCUGGCAGCUACUCCGCUAUGGUGGUGAGAGACAGACUACCAGCUGGGCGAGAGGGAGGCGCCGGGCGGAAGAAUGGCAGGCGUGGCCAACCCGGAGGCGGCUGGAGGCCGCGCCCCCUUCCCAGAGUGCCCCGCAGCCGCUCCCCGCGAGAUCUCUUUUCCAGCCAGCCCUGGCCCGGCUCAGAAGGUGCUCCCACCAUGGAUGGGCUUCGGGCUAGCGCAGGGCUGUUGAGGCGCGGGCGGUUGAGACGCCGGCGCCAGCCGCAGCCACACAGCGGGUCGGUCCUGGCCCUGCCCUUAAGGCCCAGGAAGAUCCGAAGGCAGCUGAGGAGAAGCGUGGCGUCCCGCAUGGCCGCACUGAGGGCCCAGACACUGCCGAGCGAGGACUCGGAGGACUCGAGGGUGGAGUCGACGGUCGACGAUCCUGGAGACCCGCUGGCUGGUGGGGCAGCGACCAUCCCGGAUGCGGCCCGGCGAGAGCCGUACGGUCACCUGGGGCCUGCAGAGCUGCUGGAGGCCUCGCCCGCGUCCCGCUCCCUGCAGACCCCCCGCGCGCUGGUGGAGGCGCAGACCCCGCCGGCCCGCCUGGUGGAGGCGCAGACCCCGCCGGCCCGCCUGGUGGAGGCGCCCGCCCUGCCCGCGCGCCUAGUGCCGGCUCCCGCGCCUCCCGCGCGCCUGGUGGAGGUGCCCGCUGCGCCGGCGCGCGUGGUGGAGACCUCGGCGCUGCUGUGCCCUGCCCAGCACUUGGCGGCCGCCCCGCCAUCCGUGGCCCCCGCAACGCUGUCGGGGCCGCAGGUGGAUAGCACCGGAGGGGAGUUGGCCUGGGACUCGCCGCUGCAGCGCGUCCUGGCGGAGCUGAACCGCAUCCCCAGCAGCCGGCGGCGGGCCGCGCGCCUCUUUGAGUGGCUCAUCUCGCCCAUGCCGCCCGACCAUUUCUACCGGCGCCUGUGGGAGCGGGAGGCGGUGCUGGUGCGGCGGCAGGACCACGCCUACUAUCAGGGGCUUUUCUCCACCGCAGACUUGGACUCCAUGCUGCGCCACGAGGAGGUGCAGUUCGGGCAGCACCUGGAUGCUGCUCGGUACGUCAACGGGCGGCGCGAGACCCUGAACCCCCCCGGCCGCGCGCUGCCUGCCGCCGCCUGGGCCCUGUACCAGGCCGGCUGCUCCCUGCGCCUCCUCUGUCCGCAGGCUUUCUCGACCACAGUGUGGCAGUUUUUGGCCGUGCUCCAAGAGCAGUUUGGUAGCAUGGCAGGCUCCAACGUUUACCUAACGCCCCCCAAUUCGCAGGGCUUUGCCCCCCACUACGACGACAUCGAGGCUUUUGUGCUGCAGCUGGAAGGUAGGAAACUCUGGCGUGUGUACCGACCCCGGGUACCGACUGAGGAGCUGGCCCUGACAUCCAGUCCCAACUUCAGCCAGGACGACCUCGGUGAGCCGGUGCUGCAGACUGUGCUGGAACCUGGAGAUUUGCUCUACUUUCCUCGGGGCUUCAUUCAUCAAGCCGAAUGCCAGGAUGGAGUGCACUCUCUGCACCUCACCUUGUCCACGUACCAGCGCAAUACCUGGGGCGACUUCCUGGAGGCCGUCCUGCCCCUGGCAGUGCAGGCUGCCAUGGAAGAAAAUGUGGAGUUCCGAAGGGGUCUUCCCCGAGAUUUCAUGGAUUACAUGGGGGCCCAGCACUCAGAUUCCAAGGAUCCACGAAGAACCGCUUUUAUGGAGAAGGUGCGAGUCUUGGUUGCCCGCUUGGGACACUUUGCCCCUGUCGAUGCUGUGGCUGACCAGCGAGCCAAAGACUUCAUCCACGACUCUCUGCCCCCUGUGCUGACUGAUAGGGAGAGGGCACUAAGUGUUUAUGGGCUCCCAAUUCGCUGGGAGGCUGGAGAACCUGUUAACGUGGGGGCCCAGUUGACAACAGAAACAGAAGUGCACAUGCUUCAGGAUGGGAUAGCUCGGCUGGUGGGUGAGGGAGGCCAUUUGUUUCUCUAUUAUACAGUGGAGAACUCCCGUGUUUAUCAUCUGGAAGAGCCUAAGUGCUUGGAGAUAUACCCACAGCAAGCUGAUGCCAUGGAACUUUUGCUCCGCUCCUACCCAGAGUUUGUGAGAGUAGGGGACCUGCCCUGUGACACGGUGGAGGACCAGCUUUCCUUAGCGACCAUGUUAUAUGACAAGGGGCUGCUGCUCACCAAGAUGCCUCUAACCUGAACUAGUUUCUUCUUGAUUGUUGGAAGCAAGACAGUGGUGAUUCUCUCUUAGCCACCAUUACCAUCUUUUUGGCAGGGGGGUGGGGUAGGAGGGACUCAUGUUCUUACCUUGAUAACCAUUUACCUUUAUGACUGCUCACAUUUACCUUUAUGAUUGCUUUAAUGUCACAAAUUUCAGAUGGUUUUCCAGGAAUCACCACUUCAUCUAGGCACAAAAGUAAAAGCAGAAGUUGGAGGUGGAAAAAAGGAGCAAUUUUUGCAGAAGUAACUUUGAUCCCUGAUCAUUUCAGAGCACCAGCUUCAUCACCCUCAGGCUUCAGCGUACUGUGUAGCACUUGCUGUGUCAUUCUGCUUGAGACAUUAGAAGUUUUUAUUUGGAAUUUGCAUCCUUCAUUUGAGUUCUCUUCAGUUUGGGGGGAGGGUUGGGUUGGAAGAAUCUUCCCCAAACCUGGAAAGUGAAUGUUUUCAUGGUUGGUGGAAAAGAGCCUGGUGUACCAGAGAGAGCACUGGACUUGGAACCAGAAGACCUGGGUUUGGGGUGGUGGCUGGUAGGCAGCUGGCUGAAUGAUCUGAGGCUGCCGCUACACCUGGGCACACAGAUUUUGUAAGUAUAUUUUGGUACAGCUUGAUGUCUGCACUUCAUUUAGGUUGUGUCUGGAACUUUCAGAGCCUAUCACCAUAUCUGAUAGGUGCAGUUAUAUAUAAGGUUGAGAACUUUCUGAGGUCUUUUUUUUUAAGUUGGGAAAGCAUGGAUGUACAUAAAAUAAAAAUGAUAGCUCUCUCUCCAGUUCUACUUUCCAGAGGUAACUACUAUUAAAAGUUAAACUCACAAGACUUUGUUUGGAUGCUUAAUCGAACAUACGGUAGUUUGUUUGUUUUUUGGUUUGUUUUAUACGCUUGUUUUUCUAAUCUGUCAGUUUUGGACCUAACUUUUCAAAUCAGUUCAGUUAGAACUACCUCUUUUUUUCUUUUUUUUUUUUAAGUGACAAAAUAGCAAAUAAAAACCAGGGGACAGACAGAAAAAAAAAAAGGACUAAAAGGAUGGCAGCUAAGAAGGAAAGGUAAUAACCUUUCCUGACUCAUCCUACCAGGCUCAAAACUAAACUCCCCAAACACCAGAUCCCAGAAAAGGCUUGUUAAAGGAGUCACGUGAUAGUACUCACCCCUAGGGAACCUACCCUGAAAAGUUUGUUGUAGAAAAGUAUGGAGUUUCAAUGGUUUAUGCCCUUCCUUGGGCUGCCAGUAGACACGUUUUGCUUCCUCCUUCAUUUUUCCUAUGGCCCUCUCCAUCCUGAAUAUUUUCUGUGUCAGCAAAUCCUUUUGGCUUAGUGUUUGAAUCUAGAUCAGAAGAAAUGAUGUUGAAAAAAACAAUUGUAUUAGGCUGCAAAUCAUCAAAAAGCAUUAAUAAAGUAAUGUAUUGUGCCUGUUGGUGUUAGGUGGUGGUACAAUGCCUCAGAGCAUUCUCUUCUGAUGUUGGUUUUACACUUGUUAAUGAGAAAUUUACUUUAGCUUUUUGGGCAUGAUGAAAGGAACCUAAGAAAUGCUUGCUUGAUGUGAAGCUGGUUUUGUGAAUUAUAUGAAGGAAGAAUCUUACAUUUUUAAAGUCUUUGUCCCUCUGUUUCUUCAUCUCCUCUAACAACUCUGAAAAAUUAGAACCACCUGUUGAACUAGAAUGUUCUUUGGUAAAAGCCCAGAUUAGGAGGUUAAAAAGGAAAAGGAAAAUCUAGGGGUCUAGCUCUAGCCACUCAUUCCAUCUCUAGGUCUACUUGUAAAAAACAACUUGGGUUUAGUUGAUGGUGGGCAGAAAAUGGGAGGGGAAGGAAAUAUAUUUCAGAAACAACAACCCUGAUUUUGAGGGCUACUUGAUAGGCUGAUGCGCUGAUUGUUUUUAUUUUUUAUUUUUUUUUUACUAAUAGGGUUUUAUACUCUGAUCUUGCAUAGAUGUUUUUGUAUCUUCAGAAAAUAUGUAUCUGAGGGGUUGUAGAAAGUAUUUCUGUGAUGGUGAAAAGGGUCUGAGGAACUCUUGAAAACAUAGCUUGCACUUAACUACCCUGUUCUUGAUCUCCUGAAACAUUUCUUGGUUUCCUUCGUUUUCUAAGUUGAGUAUCUUCAUGGCCUGGUGAAUUUCCCUGAAAGAUAAGAGGUACUUCUUAGAUUGUUCUUAUCCUCGUAUCGGUGGAAAAUACAGGAGUAGGAAUCAGACAAGAAUCCUAAAUUCCAAUCUUCACUGCAUUUUGCUGAGCCUUAUCUGCAAAACUGGUAUGGUGCUUAGCUUAUAGGGAUGUUGGUGUAGUUUCUAGGAGGAUAUAUUCGAAGAUACUAAUGGUACCAUUUAUUGAACACCUUAAUGGUGGGUACUAAACAUGUCAUCUCUUUAAUUAUUACCACAGACCCAUAAGGCAGAUUUAUAAUCUGCAUUUGGUAAUGAAAAAACAGGCUCAGAAAGUUUAAGUAACUUACCCAUGUUCACAUUGCUAGUAUAUACCUGAGCCUGGGAUUCAGACCCUGGUCUUUUUGACUCUAAAGCCUGUCAUCACAGUAGGCACUUGAUAAAUGUUAGCUGGAUAAAUGAAUAACUUAAAACCACCUGGAAUGGAGAACAGGUAUGUGAACUUCAUGACCUAUCUAAUUUAGGCCAGUUUUUCUGUUACCCACUUAGAUAGGUAGGUAGGUAGGUAGGUAGGUAGGUGGAUGGCACAGGUGAGCCUGUGCUUUUACAGCCAUUAGACAGCCUAGAAACGCAGGGAUGUAUUGUGUUAACAAGGAUGGGAGAGUGGGCAGUAUAAGAGGUCACGGCAGGAGUCAGGUUCAGAGCUUACUUUAGAACAGCCUCAUGGUUCUCUAGGAGCAGCACAUCUAGGAAGGUGUCCCUGACCCGGUCCCCUUGGAGGUUGAGGGCUAGGAUGCUACGGCAAGCUUCUAGUCGUACACCUGGUGACUCUUCAUAGUGGAUGGCCCAGAGCAGGAGGUCUGUCAGCUGGGGACUCACUUGGCCAAUCUGACCCAAAGCUGCAGACAUUAGAGGGCAGUAUGUAUGUUCCACUGUCACUUAAGAGGGAGUUGGCUAUAUCCUAACAUCCAGAAAUGGCCUUAUUAAUAAAUAGUAAUAACACAUAGACAGCUACCUGCUAAAUUAAGUAUUGCAAAUCUUUAAGUAUUUUGUUGGUAUCUUUUUCUGGAUGGCAAUUAUCAUUAGAAUUUUAGGGAUGGGUUAAAGUAGGACAUUGUCUCCAAAGGAUUCCUGUGGGGAUGGGGAGGGAGGAUCCAUCCCAUCUUUACCCAUUACAAUAUGAAAAUAAACUAAUUUACUUAUUUAUCUAGGGAUGAGAUAAUGGGGCGGAUAACUCAGAACAUUGGCCUCAUCAAGUCAAGAUGAUGGGGAAAGGACACACAAUUACUUCACAGGUUUACCUUGGGCAAAGAUUGUCCAAGAGAGAAGCAAUGCCAAAGAUCCUUAAAAAGGAACCCUGGGAAAAUUUGAGGGCAGGGUUUUAAGUCUGCAGCAGUCUUGAAUCUGGUCUUUUACAGAGUCCUAUAGUGGAUACCUACUUAGAACUUAGUCCUAAUUCUAUUGGCAGGGACUGUCUUGUCAGCCCUUUGCCUUAACAAGUUUGACAGAGAUCUAGACUUGGGAUCUUUAACUGAAAAUUAAAAAGAACAAAAUAGUCUUUAAUUUCUCAGGCAAGAACUUCUGAGAAGGUAUAAUCAUCCCUUCAGCUACACCUUAUCCCCUUCCUAGAGAGAUUCUGGGGAUCUUACUAGCAUUUGGGAGGCUAUUUGAAGUUGAAGAGCUGGGGCCACUCCUGUCAUACCUUGAAUGGCAAAGGCCUUGAUUUUCCAGUAAGGAUCUCUCUCUAUCAGGUUCAAAAGGCAUUCAAGGACCUGGGAUGAAUAAAAGGGCAGUGUUGAGUGGAGAGGACCAGAGGAAAAGUGAACCAGAGACAGGGACCCCUCUUAUCUCUAAAAUGUGCUAUAAUUGGGCACCUGGGUGGCUCAAGUUCAGUGUCUGACUCUUGCUUUCAGCCCAGGUCAUGAUCCCAGGGUCAUGGGAUCGAGCCCCACAUCGGGUAUGCACUGAGUGUGGAGCCUGUGUGAGAUUCUCUCUCUCCCUCUGCCCCUCCCCCUUGCUCACAUGCACACGCUUUCUCUUGCAAAUAAAAAAUGCUCUACAACUGAAAAAUGGGCUUCUGUCAAUUCUAGUAACAAAUGAGCUAGAGGCUGAAGCACUGGUCUACACACACAGUGCAGUAGCUGAAUUAUCGCUUAUCUAGAUUUUCCUCCACUCACAGUUCUGUGGUCAUAUAGGCUUCUUUAGAACACCUUGAAUCAGGUUUCCCCCUAAUAAUUAGGGAUUAUAACUCCAUUCACUGGAGUUGAUCAUAAAGCCCAUAACUGAGGUGAGAACAGGAUUCAGGGAUGUGCUCAAGAGUUAAGUCUGGGCUGGCUGGGAGCAAAAUGUGGUUCUAACUGAUUGAUGUGGCCAGUCUACCCCCUAACCUUCCAGUUUCUGAUCUUUCGUUCUGUGUCCCCACAGAAUGGUGAGUGUAGUAUGCACAACAAGGGAAGCUCAGGUAAUGCACUCUUCAGGUUAAUCAGGUAAGAUGGCAACAUGUUUCUUUGACUCACCAUCUUAUCACGGAUCUGCAGGGCACCUGCUGCCAAACAGGCUGCCCGCCGAACUACCAUGAAGUCAUCAGAGAAGCAAUUCAGGAAACUUGGGAGAAGCUUGGCGGUCAUGAGCUUGAGCCCACCAAUAAGGGAGAGAGCUUCCACACGCUCCUGGAUAUUUCCUUGACUCAGCUUGACUCUAUAAAGCAUAAGUGCUUUUAUUUUCUCUCCUUAAACUUUUGGCAUCCCCACCACCAAUGCCCUCAAGAUAAAAUCCAACCUCUGUAGGGUCUCCAUUAUCUAUUCCCACCCUUUCCUAGUCAGCCUUAUGCCUGUGAGGUUGAAGUUUCACUGGGUAGAGACCUCCAUUAUUUACUUGGACCCCUAUUACUAGCAUAUGCUAGGCACUAAACUAUGUUGAAUGACUGAAUAAAGGAAACUUUCAUGUA
Neofelis nebulosa (Clouded leopard) is the source of this 7437-nucleotide messenger RNA. It is a transcript of the gene RIOX1, whose product is annotated as ribosomal oxygenase 1. The record is from RefSeq and is a predicted model, not a curated record. Gene Ontology annotation, cellular component: nucleolus. Bases 198 to 2381 code for a protein of 727 amino acids. The transcript has 2 exons. Lineage: Eukaryota; Metazoa; Chordata; Mammalia; Carnivora; Felidae. Gene Ontology annotation, molecular function: histone H3K4 demethylase activity; histone H3K36 demethylase activity.